Akanthomyces muscarius is the source of this 876-nucleotide messenger RNA. RefSeq lists its product as uncharacterized. Gene Ontology annotation, molecular function: copper ion binding; DNA-binding transcription factor activity, RNA polymerase II-specific; RNA polymerase II cis-regulatory region sequence-specific DNA binding. The coding region runs from base 1 to 876 and encodes 291 amino acids. Gene Ontology annotation, cellular component: nucleus. The transcript is spliced from 3 exons. The record is from RefSeq and is a predicted model, not a curated record. Gene Ontology annotation, biological process: intracellular iron ion homeostasis; intracellular copper ion homeostasis; positive regulation of transcription by RNA polymerase II. NCBI's taxonomy places the organism in Eukaryota, Fungi, Ascomycota, Sordariomycetes, Hypocreales, Cordycipitaceae.
AUGAUUAUCGACGGCGAGACGUACGCAUGCGAGAGCUGCAUCCGCGGCCACAGGUCGCGCAACUGCCAGCACAACGAUCGCCCUCUGCAGCACAUCAAGGCCAAAGGCCGCCCCGUGUCGCAGUGCAACCACUGUCGCUCCGAGCGCAAGAACAGAUCCGCGCAUGUCAAAUGCCAGUGUGGCAAACGAGCUUCCGAGGGAGGGUCUGACUGCGGCUGCUUUUCAGGCCAAAAAUGCAGAUGCGCGACGAAAAAGAGCCCCAAGCAGGAACCCACGAAGCUCGGCGACGUCUCGGACCAGAUCUCCGAGCUGGCGUCGCCCGCAAGCAUGUUGACCAUGACCAGCCCUGCACAGCUGUCCUCCGCGGGCACUGAUUUCCAGUGGUCCGACGCAGCGACGCCGGCGUCCAACUUUACGUCGCUCGAUGGGCUGGCGCAGUUUGACCCCGACGCAUGGAUAAGCAGCCCGCAGCUCGACAGCACGAUGGGCUUCGGCGGCGGGGGAAGCAUGGACCAGAGCGCUGCGAUGCCAGCCGCGGGGGCAGAGAGCGGGACUGGCCUCUUCUCGUCGCCUCAGCAGCAGCAGCAGUUUCCGAUGGAUGUGCCGGAUUUUGCAAGCAUGAAUGAGUGGCCGGCCAUGGACGACGAAGCGACAAAGCAGCUUCUCGCCAUGAUGGAUGCUUCAGCAGGCGUGGACCUGGACAGCUUCGACGCAGGCGCGCUUAGCUUAAUGGGAGGGAACAGCAACGCGGAUUCGACGUUUGGGCUGGACUUUGCGCAGCAGCAGCAGCAGCCGUCGCCGCAACCCGCGACGGACAACGCAAAGCCAGCGUGCAACUCUAAGCAAGAAGAAGGCUGUGGGCCUUGCUGUGGGUAG